CUGGAUAUACUGAGUUUUGAAGAUUUCUGUGCAGCAUACACUAAAAGUUGGUGGGACAAAAAAGGGGCCACAUCACAUAAGAGUCCCCCAGCCCCAGCCCCUCAUCCUAGCAUGACUAGUGUACACAUUCCAAAUGGCUCAGCCAGUAACAAGCCUGUCCCGCUGGCCCAGGAAGUCAGGAAAAAGAAACGAGAGGGGCCACUAACUGAACAUGAGGCUGCGUGCAGUAUACAGAAAGCUUGGAGAAGACACAUAGACAUCCAAGUCUAUAACUACUACAGGGAUCUGAUCAACUUCAAGUGUAGAGGAGACCCUUCACUUAUGCUGAAAUGUAUCAACCCCAAUGAAGCUAAACUACUGGACCCAGCAUCAGGAGUACACAUCAAGUUUAGACUAGCUGGGGAGAGAUUUCCCCCCAAUAUUUACUAUAAAAUCUUCACCCAUCGCCCAGUGGUGGACCUGUGUGCCUGCAGUCCCAAGGACUACACUAAGGCUGGCGCCAAACAGAAACUGCCCAGAGAUUUACAUAACAAGGUGGACAGAACAGCACCUGAUGAUAGAUAUGAUCAAGAUGGCUGGUAUCAGAGAAUAGAGAACAAUGGCUGGCGUCUGGUGUCAGAUAGACUCAUCACACAUGCACUGAAUGACCCUGUUACCUGGGCAACCACCAAUAAGAAGGUUGAAUUCCACCACAAUAAGCUACAAAGACGUCAAGAUGUGGAGAAGAAAAAAAAGCAGAAAAAAAUUGAAUGGAUGAAAACAAUGUAUAAAAAUGGUCUGCUGAAGGCACGCACUGAAGACAACGAGACCAAAGAGCUGAUAGAGGGCGCUGCAGCAGGCAUGGUGGACACUAUCAACAGAGAGGGUCUGGACGCCGUCCAGGACUGGGAGGUGGACGAACUGCUGGACUGGACAACUAGUCUUAACUUUGAUGAUUAUUUAUCUGGUUGGAAAGAAGUUGCUACAACUGCAAAAUCUGAGAGAGUCAUUGAAGAGAAGAUGCACCUGUUUGCCAGUCCCUCCGACCCCUUUGAACUGACACUGUCCACUNCAAUAUUCGGAGGCGGUAUCGCCUCUCUGAUCCUCUAG
This is a messenger RNA of Lingula anatina, 1089 nucleotides long. RefSeq lists its product as uncharacterized. The record is from RefSeq and is a predicted model, not a curated record. NCBI's taxonomy places the organism in Eukaryota, Metazoa, Brachiopoda, Lingulata, Lingulida, Lingulidae. Gene Ontology annotation, molecular function: protein binding.